Geodia barretti is the source of this 726-nucleotide messenger RNA. Lineage: Eukaryota; Metazoa; Porifera; Demospongiae; Tetractinellida; Geodiidae. The record is from the annotation of a GenBank genome assembly.
AUGCCGUUUUAUACCAAAGGCGAUGUCCGCAUCCACUAUGAGGAAGUUGGGUCCGGGUUCCCGCUUCUGGUGACUCCCGGCGGAGGCUUGAACUCCACUAUCGACAAAUGGCCCGGACAGGUGUUCAACGCCAUGGAGGUGUUCAAGAACGAUUUCCGCUGCAUCACUAUGGACCAGCGCAACGCGAAUGGCGGAGAGUCUACCGGGCCGGUCCAGGUCAACGAUCCUUGGGGAGCGUUCGCCGACGACCAGCUAGGAUUGAUGGACCACCUUGGCAUUCAGGAGUUCUUUUUCAUGGGUUACUGCAUCGGUGGCCCCUUUGCGUUCAAGCUCAUUGAGCGAGCGCCUGAGCGCGUCCAGGCCGCCGUAUUCUGCCAACCGGUUGGGCACUCGAGCGCAACACCAGACGCGAUGUACGACUCCGGUCACGACCUGUGGGGACCCGAACUUUGUGCACAGCGGUCAGAUCCGGACUUCAUGUACUGCGUAUCGCGGGACUUCGCGCGCUCGUGCCAGACGCCGAUGCUGGUCAUGCCGGACGAUACGCCGUCGCACUCCUAUGAAGCCGCAAUUGCCCUGGUGGAAUUGGCUCCUAAUGCCGAGGUGACGGCAUAUCCCUGGAAGGAGUUAGAUGACGUGCGUGCGAACGCGAUAGAGCAGGUGCGGGAGUUCCUGAAAGUCCCAUCAGCCCGCAUAGACCGGACGCUGAAAGGGAGUGCUGCGUAA